Molecule: messenger RNA, 1563 nt
Organism: Oncorhynchus tshawytscha (Chinook salmon)
Lineage: Eukaryota; Metazoa; Chordata; Actinopteri; Salmoniformes; Salmonidae
Product: endothelial zinc finger protein induced by tumor necrosis factor alpha-like
Exons: 7
Coding region: 97-1563 (488 amino acids)
Biological process (GO): regulation of transcription by RNA polymerase II
Cellular component (GO): nucleus
Molecular function (GO): RNA polymerase II cis-regulatory region sequence-specific DNA binding; DNA-binding transcription activator activity, RNA polymerase II-specific
Source: RefSeq, a predicted model, not a curated record
CGAGGUUCCGUAUGUGCAACCUUAAUAAUAUUCCCUGAGAUUUAGAUAUGUCUAUGUAACUAGCAAGCAGGUCACGAGUCUGUUCAUCUGCUGAAGAUGGAUCAAUAUGGGAGAUAUGAAAGCAGUGGUCAGCCAGAAGAGCUUUUUGAUCCCUCACUGCAUUGGAGGCAAGUCAAAGAGGAAGCUGAUGAACUCCAGAUUUCAACUGUGCCAUUAAGAGUUGAAACAUCCCAGGUUUGUCAAAAUGAGGACCCGGAUGAACAAGAUACCUCCUUUGAUCCACUUUCAGUCAUCCAUCGAGUCACAGAGCAAGAGUGUGGACAUAAAAGCAUGACUUACCUCAAAGUAAGGGUGCUGCCUUCUCCAGUCCCAGUCAAAGAGGAGUCUGAAGAAUGCUCCCUUCUGCCAGUAGAUGAAGAGAAAGUUGCCUUAAUUACAGUUAAGGAAGAAGAGAAUGAAGACUGGUUGAAGUCAGAAGAUGAGGAUGUUGUGAAAGUGCCAGUGCCUUGGGAACCGUUGGAAACAUCAUCAUCAUGCUCAGAUACAGAGGAUACAGAGGACAGUGAGAUGGAAAGUGAUAAUGUGCAGGACUGUGAAAACAAUGAGCAUGAUGAUUCAGGAGCAUUGAAGAUUGAAAAUUGCAGCAAGACAUCAUUGGAUCCAGGGAUGACACUAGAUACAGAUGAGAAAGCUAAUGCUGCUGAUUUCAGUGACUCUAAAAAGGGGUCCUCCUCCUUCUACCCAUGCCCUCAUUGUACGCUCGGUUUCACCAUAGAACGCUUUUUUCACGGGCAUCUCAAGAGGGCCCACCCUGAAGAGUACAUCACUCUGCUAAAGUUUCGGAAAAUCAUAGCAACCCAAGCCACGUGCCCACAAUGUGGCAAGAGCUUCUCCAAUAAAUAUGUUAUGAAAACACAUCAGAAGAGUCACACAGGAGAGAAACCAUAUCACUGUGCAGACUGUGGGAAUAACUACGUCUUCGCUGAUUCACUCAAAAAACACAGAUGUGGGAAAGGAUUACGAAGACAAACCCAUCUGACCAGCUAUGAAAUGAUCCCCACAGUAGAGAGACCAUAUACAUGCGUUCAGUGUGGGAAAGGAUAUAGAUUUCAAACCCAACUGACUUGCCAUGAAAAGAGCCACACAGGAGAGAGACCAUAUAAAUGCUCUCAGUGUGGAAAAGAAUACAGAAGACCAGCCCAUCUAAAAAGACAUCAAAUGACCCACACUGAAGAGAGGCCAUUUGAUUGCCUCAGGUGUAAGAAGUCAUUCUACCGGCCGGAAACUCUAAAAGCACACCAGAAAACCCAUACAGGAGAAAAGCCUUAUCGGUGCUCUCUGUGUGACAAAUGUUUUGGCUUUUCCAGAGACCUUAAGAGACAUCAGUUGACACAUACAAGGGAGACCCACACUGGACAGAGGUCCUAUGAUGUCCACGAGUGUAAGAAGUCCUCCGGCCAGCUGGAAAUUCUCAAUUCACACCAGAAAACACACAAAGUAGAAAAGCCUAAGCCUUAUCAGUGCUCUGUGUCAAACAUGUUUGGGCUUUUCCAGAGAUCUUAG